Myxocyprinus asiaticus (Chinese sucker) is the source of this 1750-nucleotide messenger RNA. Its product is annotated as vitronectin-like. The transcript is spliced from 9 exons. The record is from RefSeq and is a predicted model, not a curated record. NCBI's taxonomy places the organism in Eukaryota, Metazoa, Chordata, Actinopteri, Cypriniformes, Catostomidae. Bases 86 to 1450 code for a protein of 454 amino acids. Gene Ontology annotation, biological process: cell adhesion mediated by integrin; cell-matrix adhesion; immune response. Gene Ontology annotation, molecular function: polysaccharide binding; scavenger receptor activity; extracellular matrix binding.
CCAUCGAUCCCCAGAGCUGUCCUUCAUCAUUGUAUCACACUGUUAUUGGAGAGAGGUUUGGGUUUGGCACUGGUGGCUGACUAAAAUGGUGCCAUUAAAAAUGAGAAUCGUGAUUUUAUUUUUUCUUGUAAUAGCGAUGUCUUUUGCUGUGGAGGAAACGUGCUUGGGACGAUGUCAAAGUGGCUUCGAUUCUACAAAGAAAUGCCAGUGUGAUACCAUGUGCAAGUACUAUGGAAGCUGCUGCGAGGAUUUUGACACCACUUGUCGAAAGAAAUUUGCCCGUGGUGACACGUUUGAGGAGCCUGAGGAGAAUUUGACCUUACUAACCACAGAAGAACCGAAUGUGGCAACCACCAUCGCUCUGCCCCAAACUACUGCAGUUUCCAUACCUACACUUCCUCCCGAUCCAGAAGCUGUCACCUGUAGCGGCCACACCUUUAAUGCCUUCAUGCAAUUAAAGAACAGUUCAAUAUAUGCUUUCAGAGGGGAUUAUUUCUUUGAGUUGGAUGACCGAUCUGUCAUGCCUGGCUAUCCCAAACUCAUUAAGGAUGUGUGGGGCAUCUCCGGUCCCAUUGACGCUGCUUUCACUCGCAUCAACUGCCAGGGAAAGACUUAUAUAUUCAAGGGCAAUAAGUACUGGCGUUUUGAUGGUGAUGUCUUGGAUGAAGAUUACCCAAGAGACAUUUCCGUGGGAUUUGAAAAGAUCCCAGAUGAUAUUGAUGCUGCAUUUGCAAUCCCGGCUCCAGGCUAUCGUGGGAAGGAAAAAGUGUAUUUCUUUAAAGGUGACCAGUACUACCAGUAUGAGUUCAAACACCAGCCUUCCCAUGAAGAAUGUGACCGCAUGACCAAGUCUUCACCCUCUGUUGCUUUUACACGUUAUACAAAUCUGUACUGUGACUUGGAUAACAUGUUCUCCUUGCUCUUUCAAGGCUUUCAAGGACAUCACAAAGGGCCACGUUUCAUCUCCAAAGACUGGGUUGGCAUCAAACCUCCUGUGGAUGCUGCAGUGGUGGGAAAACUGUAUGUAUCUCCAGGGCCCUCACCUUCCCCAGUGACCAGCUCAAGCAGAGGCAGAUCCAGACGGAGAAAGAAGGCCAGGGGCCGAGGAUCCAGAGUUAGCCGCUCACUGUUCUGGGAAGACUUUGGCUUGGACUAUGAGGAAAGGUAUCAUGGGGCAGAGAAGCAUGGAAAAAAUCAUAAAAAGGGUCGGGGAAGACGUCCGUCAUUUUCUUUCUUUGACAUGAGCUACGACCCAGAGGACUAUUUAGAUGUGGAGGUUGUCCAAGAGAAGGCCACACCUGUCCAGAAUGUCUACUUCUUUAAGAAAGAUAAAUACUACAGAGUGGACCUGCAGACCAAAAGGAUCGACUACGUAAACCCUCCAUACCCAAGAUCCAUUGCUAAGUAUUGGUUGGGAUGUAAAGAGAAGGACUUGUCAGAGAAAAAAUAAGAAGCAAGGUUUCUACAUUUGAGUUGAAAACAAAGAUUUUCAUGUUAUUACUAAAUUAGAAGCUAAUUAUUAUAAUAAUUACAUUAAUAUCUUACAUAUUAAUAUGUAAUAUGUUUCAUUACAAUAAUAUCUUACAUUAUGUAAGUUUAGCUUGUAUUAGAAUAAAAAGCUUCAAAAAACCAUAUCCUAUGUAUAACCCCUUGCGAUAGCAAUGCUUAUUGUUGAUUUGGUUGCCAAAAUAAAAUGUUCUUGUUAUAAGUAUCAAAAUGUCAAAGAUAAUAAAAUGAUUAUUCAGUGUAA